Messenger RNA from Rosa chinensis, 600 nucleotides. RefSeq lists its product as uncharacterized. The transcript is spliced from 2 exons. NCBI's taxonomy places the organism in Eukaryota, Viridiplantae, Streptophyta, Magnoliopsida, Rosales, Rosaceae. The coding region runs from base 140 to 373 and encodes 77 amino acids. The record is from RefSeq and is a predicted model, not a curated record.
AUUUAUUUGAAAAAAAAAAAAAAAAAAAACCACCCUCGAAGCGUACGAGAAAAAAACAAACAGAACCAAAUCCAGUCGGCCUCUCCAGUUCUUCAGACUACACAAUCCCCCUCUACACAAUUCGCUCUCUUCUGGUAACAUGGGAAACAAGCCUGCAAAACAAGAAAGGGAAGAAAUCUUCUUGAAAGUUGUUCCUCCACUGGAUCGUGCAUAUGUUAGGUGGCUUGCUCGAGAUCUUGAGAGGAUUCACGGCUUCACACCAGCAAACCCUCGUGCAGUGAAGCCCCCAGAUCAUUAUAUUGAGUACAUGCGCUUGAAUGGGUGGUUAGAUGUAGACUUGAGUGAUCCUGAUCUAGCCCAUUUAUUCAAGUAGAUGAUGGUGGUGUACUUAUCAAUAGAUUUGAAGGAGAAAGACACAGAGUUUUCCUUUGAACCUAACAAGUAAUGACUGUUUAGUAAUUUGCAUUGGAAUUUGAGUAUAUACCACGCAUUUGUAUGGUGCUAAAAUUUUUAUUUGAAUGCAGCAUCUCGAACCAUCAAUCAUGUUACAUAUGUGCAGGAUGAACAUUUGAUACUGUUAAAGUGUAGAGAUAUGAUUAU